Messenger RNA from Cucumis melo (muskmelon), 651 nucleotides. RefSeq lists its product as uncharacterized. Gene Ontology annotation, molecular function: zinc ion binding. Bases 1 to 651 code for a protein of 216 amino acids. The record is from RefSeq and is a predicted model, not a curated record. Lineage: Eukaryota; Viridiplantae; Streptophyta; Magnoliopsida; Cucurbitales; Cucurbitaceae. The transcript has 2 exons.
AUGACGAGAUAUGCUUACUUUUCGAUCGACAUGCUGGCAUUAUAUCGGCGGUUAACAAUCGGGAUAAUGGAUGGACAUGAGCGAAUUGUCAUCAUAGAUUCUGUUUACGCCAUGUUGUACGCACUUCAGAAAAUAUUAAAAUGGUCUGUAAGAUCCAGUAAGCAUGAAGUACAAUCAUAUGAUCGAUCUGAAGGCAUAUUUCAUGUAAAAACUGGACGUCACGAAUUAAAUUCUAAAGGAGGAAAUAUCCAAAUAUUGAGACUAAGUGCUUCUGAGCGGUACUGUUCGUUUAGCAAGUGGCAAGCCUUUGGUAUUCCAUGCUCGCAUUUUAUGGCGGUUUGUUCACGAUUUAACAUGAACUAUGAAGACUUUGUUGAAGACUAUUAUAAAAUAUCAACUUACGCUGCAUGCUAUGCGCCUCAGUUUCAACCUGUACCGCAUGAAGAUUAUUGGAUAACACCUACAAGUAUGCCUGUCUUACUGCCAGAUCCAUCGUUGUUGAGAAAAUCAGGUAGACCAAAGACUUCACGUUAUCACAACGAGAUGGAUUGGACAGAACAAAGUGCUCAACAACGAUGCUCAUUCUGUAGUCAACUUGGUCAUAACCGACGAAGCUGUACUUUGUUAAGGAGACAGGCACCUGAUAGUUAG